Molecule: messenger RNA, 2137 nt
Organism: Lactuca sativa (garden lettuce)
Lineage: Eukaryota; Viridiplantae; Streptophyta; Magnoliopsida; Asterales; Asteraceae
Product: AP2-like ethylene-responsive transcription factor AIL6
Biological process (GO): regulation of DNA-templated transcription
Molecular function (GO): DNA binding; DNA-binding transcription factor activity
Source: RefSeq, a predicted model, not a curated record
AAUUUACGCCGAUGCAGCCAUGAAACCUGCUUUUAUCCCCCCACUAUAUACCCUACCCUCCCCUCUUCCAUUUUCUUCUUCGUCUUCCCCCAACUUUUUACCUCUUAAAACAAAACCUUUUCUCACUACUUUCGCUCGCUCUACUCUUUGAGCUUUGCAUGUGAAGCUCGGGUCUUCUAACUUAACAAUCCUACUUCAAAGCCGUUUAAUCUUUCCUUUUGGUCUCACAUUGAUCUUUUAAUGGUGGGUUCUUGCUGAUUCGUGUGGAGUUAAUUUUUUGAUUAGAAAUGGCGAGAGAAAAUAACUGGCUCUCAUUUUCCUUAUCACCAAUGGAGAUGUUCAGUUCGUCGACUUCUCAGCCACAGCAGUAUUUCUUCAACGACAACUUUUAUGCCGAUGGUUGGAGUAAUAACGGGAAAGAAAACAACAGUCAUGGGGAGGUGAAAGACGGCGGCGAUUCGCCACUCUUCAGAAGCUUCAUGGAAUCUCAUAUCCACCAACAACAAGCUCCGAAGCUUGAAGAUUUUCUCGGCGGCGAAAUCAACAUCAACACCACCACCGCCUCCGCCGCUUCCCACCCGUUAAACUCCUUCCGUUACUCCGACGUCUCGCAGACAGAAACCCAGGACUCAUCCUCCUUAACCAACAUCUACGACAGCAACAGCUCCGUCUACUUUUCCGACCAACAAGAUCUCAAAGCAAUCACUACUACAGCUGGGUUCCCGUCGACGUUCUCAACCAACUCAGGGUCUGAGGUCGACGACUCAGCCACCCAAAUGACCGAGUUUGCCGGGCAAUCGAUUGAGUCAGGUAACGAGUUGGCUUAUGCACAGUGUCCGAUGAAUGCGCUGUCGUUGGCGAUAACCAGUACCGGCGCCGCCACCCGUCAAACUCCUCCUGACCAGCAGAAGGCCAUCGUAGCCGUCGAUUCCAUCAGUCAGAAUAGUUGUAAGAAGAUUACUGAUACUUUUGGACAGAGAACUUCGAUCUACAGAGGUGUUACUAGACAUAGGUGGACUGGAAGAUAUGAAGCGCAUCUUUGGGAUAAUAGCUGUAGAAGGGAAGGUCAAGCAAGGAAAGGACGUCAAGUGUACUUGGGUGGAUAUGACAAAGAAGAUAAGGCUGCGAGAGCUUAUGAUUUGGCUGCUCUUAAAUAUUGGGGGCCGACUGCCACCACAAACUUCCCGGUUGCAAGCUAUGCGACAGAAGUGGAAGAGAUGAAAAGCUCAACAAAGCAAGAAUUCAUCGCGUCAUUAAGAAGGAAAAGUAGUGGUUUCUCAAGGGGUGCAUCCAUCUAUCGGGGUGUGACAAGGCAUCAUCAACAAGGGCGUUGGCAAGCAAGAAUAGGCCGAGUUGCUGGAAACAAAGAUUUGUAUCUUGGAACUUUUGCCACUGAGGAAGAAGCAGCCGAAGCCUAUGACAUUGCAGCAAUCAAGUUCCGGGGGAUGAACGCAGUGACAAAUUUUGAAAUGAAACGAUACGAUGUUGAAGCUAUUUCCAACAGCUCCCUUCCAAUUGGUGGCUCAGCUAAGCGCCUGAAAAUCUCACUGGAGGCUGAGCAGAAACCAUCUCUGAUCGCCAACCACCAUCAACAGCCACAAUACAGCAGCGGUGGCAGCAUCAGUUUUGCUAACAUCCCACCGGUUUCUGCCCUUCCUUAUGGCAUGCAAUUUGAUCCAAACUCAAAUCAGUCGUAUCAUCAUCAUCAGAAUCAUAAUUUCUUCCAGCAUCUCCACCUGAACAACGGUGGUGUUACUCCUCAAACAUCUGGGUCUAUGUCUUCUGUAGGGAAUCCGAUGGCGUUACUGCCUCCAACACCAGCGGAGUUCUUCAUUUGGCCUCACCAAUCUUAUUAACAUAAUGACAAAAGCACUUCCAAGAUAACUUAGCGCCAUAGAGAAUGCUAAUUUUGAAACUUCUAAGGUUUUGGUAUGCUGACCGGUUUAGGGUAGCUUUUUUAUGGGGUAGUAUUAGUAUGGGCUGGGGUAUAAUGUUUUGGGUUUUCUGUUGGUGGACUUUGGACUAAAUCUUGUAAACAGGUGUUUGGAAUGCUAAUUGGUAGAAUGGUCUUUUUGGUGGUUAAACAGUGUCUCACUUAUUUUAUAAAUGUGAAUUUAGUAAUGUAUCAUUUGGAGGA